This is a messenger RNA of Daucus carota subsp. sativus, 2667 nucleotides long. RefSeq names its product ABC transporter B family member 25, mitochondrial. Lineage: Eukaryota; Viridiplantae; Streptophyta; Magnoliopsida; Apiales; Apiaceae. The coding region runs from base 234 to 2432 and encodes 732 amino acids. Gene Ontology annotation, molecular function: ATP binding; ABC-type transporter activity; ATP hydrolysis activity. Gene Ontology annotation, cellular component: mitochondrial inner membrane. The record is from RefSeq and is a predicted model, not a curated record. Gene Ontology annotation, biological process: intracellular iron ion homeostasis; transmembrane transport. The transcript is spliced from 20 exons.
CGUUGUGUGGUGAAGCUUGAUUUGAUGUUAGAUUUCCUCCGGUCCGGUCGUAGACUCGUAGCAGCGUGAGUGACUGAGUGAGUAUAAAAAAAUAUCUAAUUAUUCUGAUAUUCCCCACCUCCUCCUCGAGAGAGAGGGAUUGAGAGAGAUUUAGAAACAGAGCGUGAAUAUAUAUUCUGCAACAAAACCACUCGAGAGAGAGCGUGUAAAUUGUGCAACAAAACCACUCAACGAUGCAAACAUCAAGAAUUGGUUUGAGGUAUGUUAGGGCUGGGAGACUCAUCAUCCACCGCAACUUCCAUAACUCAAACAAGACGAAUAUUAUCAACAAGAAUCACCGUCCUCCUCUAGUUGUUGUAUCUUGUUCUUCUCCUUCACAGCAGCAGCAGCACCAACCACACACGUAUCAACUUUCCCCCGCCUUGUUUAACCACCACCGCCUCAAUUUCCCAAGACAUCCUUUUCUUCUUCCUAAUGCUGCAUCCUCCUCUGCAUUUUUCUCCACUGCAACUAAUGCUGCUGACAAUUCUAAUUCUAAUUCAAAUGCGAAGGCCAAUUCCAAAACCAAUGAUCUUGAGGGGCCUCGCCCUGACCACCAGGAAAUCAAUAACGCACAAAUCCUUACUACCCUUGCCAAGUCUUUGUGGAUGAAAGAUAAUGUCGAGUUUCGCCUCCGGGUUCUUGCUGCCUUGGCUUUUCUAAUCGGAGCCAAGGUAUUGAAUGUUCAGGUGCCUUUUCUUUUCAAGCUCGCCGUUGAUUGGCUUACAACCACAUCAGGAAAUGCUACUUCCCUUGCUGCCUUCACAACUGCCAAUCCUACUUCAGUUGCUGUUUUUGCUACUCCAGCAGCUGUUUUAAUGGGAUACGGGAUAGCGCGCAUGGGGGCUUCUGCUUUCAAUGAGCUGAGAACUGCAGUGUUUUCAAAGGUGGCAUUGCGGACAAUCCGGUCUGUUUCAAGAAAGGUAUUUUCACAUUUGCAUGAACUUGACCUCAGCUACCACCUUAGUCGGGAAACAGGCGCUUUAAAUCGAAUUAUAGAUCGUGGAAGCCGUGCUAUUAAUUUUAUUCUUUCGUCCAUGGUAUUCAAUGUUGUACCAACUAUAUUAGAGAUCUCCAUGGUAUCAGGUAUCCUGGCAUACAAAUUUGGAGCACCGUUUGCAUGGAUCACCUCCCUAUCAGUUGCAACAUAUGUCAUAUUCACGUUGACUGUAACUCAGUGGAGGACUAAAUUUAGGAAGAUAAUGAACAAAGCUGACAAUGAUGCUAGUACAAGGGCAAUUGAUUCCCUUAUUAAUUACGAGACUGUCAAGUAUUUUAACAAUGAAAGAUUUGAAGUUGAGAGAUAUGAUGAAUUUUUACAGAGAUAUGAAGAUGCUGCCUUGAAAACCCAACGUAGUCUUGCUUCAUUAAAUUUUGGACAAAGUGUUAUAUUUAGUACAGCUCUUUCAGCAGCCAUGGUGUUGUGCUCAAAUGGGAUUCUUAACGGCGAGAUGACAGUUGGAGACUUGGUUAUGGUAAAUGGGCUUCUAUUCCAGCUAUCUCUUCCUCUCAAUUUCCUUGGUAGUGUGUAUCGUGAAACUGUACAGAGUCUAGUCGACAUGAAAUCCAUGUUUCAAUUGCUAGAGGAGAGGGCUGACAUUAGAGAUGAAAAUGGUGUGAAGCCUCUUAAGUUAGACGGGGGAUGCAUAGAAUUUGAUAAUGUGCAUUUCAGUUAUCUUCCAGAACGGAAGAUUCUUGAUGGGAUAUCUUUUUCUGUACCUGCUGGGAAAAGUGUGGCUAUUGUUGGGACUAGUGGCAGUGGUAAAUCAACCAUUUUAAGAAUGCUCUUUAGAUUUUUCAACACUCAUUCUGGAUCAAUAAGAAUAGACGGCCAAGAUAUACGUGGGGUAUCACUGGAAAGUCUCCGCAAGUCUAUUGGUGUUGUUCCUCAGGAUACUGUACUGUUCAAUGAUACAAUAUUUCAUAAUAUUCAUUAUGGUCGGCUUUCAGCAGCACAUGAGGAGGUGUAUGAUGCUGCUAGGCGUGCUGCUAUUCAUGAAACAAUAAUGAACUUCCCUGAAAAAUAUGCUACAGUGGUUGGGGAGAGAGGUCUGAAGUUAAGUGGUGGUGAGAAGCAACGAGUAGCUCUAGCUCGUGCAUUCCUGAAAGCACCUGCAAUUCUUCUCUGUGAUGAAGCAACAAGUGCUCUCGAUAGUUCAACAGAAGCUGAAAUUUUAAGUGCACUGAAGUUCCUCUCAAAUAACCGCACUUCAAUAUUUAUUGCUCAUAGGCUGACAACCGCUAUGCAAUGUGAUGAGAUUAUAGUUCUGGAAAAUGGAAAGGUUGUGGAACAGGGGCACCAUGACAUUCUAUUGGCGAGGGCAGGGAGAUAUGCACAGCUUUGGGCACAACAGAACAAUGCCGGUGAUGGAACUGCUGAUUUAGCUGUAUAACUGGAGGCAUAAUCCUUUAUUUUAUUUUAGGUUGAGAGAUUGCAAUGUAUAUCUAAGGGAAUAUAUUAUACAAGUGUUUCUUCCCUCAAAAUUUCUGAUCAAUCAUCUGCCCAUUUGUUGGUUAUAUAUAUCUGCACCCAAUUGGGGUGAUGGUGAUAGUUCAAUUUAGCAUAGAUUCAGCAAUGUAAAUUCUGGCAAUAACUAUAUUUCUUGUAUACCUUUGUUAUACUUUUCA